Molecule: messenger RNA, 3132 nt
Organism: Anastrepha obliqua
Lineage: Eukaryota; Metazoa; Arthropoda; Insecta; Diptera; Tephritidae
Exons: 4
Coding region: 257-2653 (798 amino acids)
Source: RefSeq, a predicted model, not a curated record
UCAACCUAGAAGUGAACCAACAGAGAUCGCAUAGUUAGUAGCUUCUUCAACGGCAUUGUGGUUGUCCGUUCAUCGUUUUCCUGCCUGUAUUGACAGUGUUAGAUCGAUCGAUCGAAUUCAAUAGUAGCGUUGAAUUCUGAAUCGAUACAACGAAGGGACUAAUUGUCCGAAAAAAAUUUUACCAAGAGACAUACACACAUACAAAUUAAAGGAUUACGCGCACACGACCGGGAGUUGUGAUUGAAUUGUGCUCAAAAUGAGGAGCGCUUUUAUCAUUUUGGCGCUUUGCGUCGCCGGUAUUUUUGCGAAUGCCAGCACGGAUACACUUGUGAGGAAAGAACGCGCAGCUGAGGGCUAUGAUUAUCCUCCACCAGUUAUUCCAUUCCCCGAACCAACCAGAAGACCACCACCACCACCAACAUACUUACCACCCACUAACAAACCACAGCCACCAGCACCUAAGCCAACGACGCGUGCUCCACCACCACCGGUGACACGCCCACCACCACCACCACCACCAACUUAUCUGCCACCAACCAACAAACCACAGCCACCAGCACCUAAGCCAACGACGCGACCACCACCACCGCCGGUAACACGUCCACCAGCACCCAAGACAACUCGUCCACCUCCACCAGUGACAAGGCCACCACCAACAUACUUGCCACCCACCAAUAAGCCACAGCCUCCAGCACCGAAACCAACCACUCGACCACCACCACCAGUAACUCGUCCACCACCAGUGGAGCGUACCACAUACAUUUACAACCCGCCAGAAAAUCCUCUAACUUAUCCUCCACCAACGAACAAACCACAACCUCCAGCGCCAAAACCAACCACUCGCCCACCUCCACCACCACCACCACCAGUGACAAGACCACCACCAACUUACUUGCCACCAACCAACAAACCUCAGCCCCCAGCACCGAAACCAACGACGCGUCCACCACCACCACCUGUAACUCGUCCACCAGCACCGAAGACAACUCGUCCUCCUCCUCCGGUAACGAGACCGCCACCAACAUACUUGCCCCCCACCAAUAAACCACAGCCUCCAGCACCAAAACCAACUACUCGUCCACCUCCACCAGUAACUCGUCCUCCUCCACCGAAGACAACGCGUCCCCCUCCUCCACCAGUGACAAGACCCCCACCACCACGUACUACUCCAGGACCAACUUACCUGCCACCAACUAACAAACCACAGCCUCCAGCACCAAAACCAACUACUCGUCCACCACCACCACCAGUAACUCGUCCACCAGCACCGAAGACAACUCGUCCUCCUCCUCCAGUAACGAGACCACCACCAACAUACUUGCCACCAACCAAUAAACCCCAACCUCCAGCACCGAAACCAACCACUCGCCCACCACCACCCGUCACCCGUCCCCCAGCACCAAAAACGACUCGUCCCCCUCCUCCAGUGACGAGGCCACCACCAACCUACUUACCACCCACAAACAAACCACAACCACCAGCGCCUAAGCCAACUACUCGUCCACCACCACCAGUGACUCGCCCUCCACCACCCAAGACUACGCGUCCACCCCCUCCACCAGUAACAAGACCACCACCCCCACGUACUACUCCAGGACCAACUUAUCUGCCACCAACCAACAAACCACAACCACCAGCACCAAAACCAACUACUCGCCCACCACCACCACCAGUAACUCGUCCACCAGCACCGAAGACAACUCGUCCUCCUCCUCCGGUAACGAGACCACCACCAACUUAUUUGCCACCAACCAACAAACCUCAGCCACCAGCACCAAAACCAACUACUCGUCCACCACCACCAGUCACACGUCCACCCCCACCCAGGACGACACGUCCACCAGUGCCAGUGACGAAACCACCUCCAACCUACUUACCACCCACAAACAAACCACAGCCACCAGCACCUAAGCCAACAACUCGUCCACCACCACCAGUGACUCGUCCUCCACCACCGAAGACUACGCGUCCACCUCCUCCACCAGUAACAAGACCACCACCACCACGUACUACUCCAGGACCAACUUACCUGCCACCAACCAACAAACCGCAGCCUCCAGCACCAAAACCAACUACUCGUCCACCACCACCACCAGUAACUCGUCCACCAGCACCGAAGACAACUCGUCCUCCUCCUCCAGUGACUAGGCCACCACCAACAUACUUGCCUCCUACUAAUAAACCCCAACCUCCAGCACCAAAACCAACUACUCGUCCACCACCACCAGUAACUCGUCCACCAGCACCGAAGACAACUCGUCCUCCUCCUCCAGUAACGAGACCACCACCAACAUACUUGCCACCAACCAACAAACCACAACCACCAGCACCAAAACCAACUACUCGCCCACCACCACCACCAGUAACUCGUCCACCAGCACCGAAAACAACACGUCCUCCUCCUCCAGUAACGAGGCCACCACCAACUUACUUGCCACCCACAAACAAACCCCAACCACCAGCGCCUAAGCCAACUACUCGUCCACCUCCACCACCAACUACACGUCCACCACCAGUCACUCGUCCUCCUCCACCACCAGUGACUCGUGUUCCACCCCCACCAGUGACACGUCCACCCCCACCACAGCCAAAACCAACCCCUAAGGAUGAAGGCUACAAAUACCCCGUGCCAAGCAUUCCUUUUGAAUACUAAGUGUCAACUGUAACAGUUGUCUUGCCCAAUUUUAUGAUAAGAGAGAUAGCCUGCGAUUUUUAAAAGUUAUACAACAAAGUCGUGAAGCUCCUUAACGCCGAAAGCUAAAAAUCUAGCGAUGUGGUACCAAGAUUCAAACUAGGGCUAGAUUUAUCUAGUCAAAACAUUAUGAGAAGGUUAUUUUUGCUUUCGACUCCAAAAGAGCUGUAGCAAGAAUUCCAAAUGUGUUUUCUUUUUGUUUUAUGCUUAAAAAUACUCUUACAGUUAGAAAUACUUAUUUUAUAAAAAAAAUUACGAUUUUGUUUUGUAUUUUGGAUGUAACUUUUCAAUUUUUGUAAGCCAAAAUGUCAAUGUAUGAAAGAGUUUAUUGAAACCAAUAAAUUAUGUAUGUACCUAAAUAUGUUUUUAAAUGUUUGGUAUCGAUUGAAACUCAAAAAAUUUCCUCAACUUUCUAAACUGGAAAUCAAGUCUUGCCAGAA